AUGGAUCUCUUUACCAUCCUGGUGAUUUGCCUGUCUUGCUUGAUUUUUCUGUUGAUAUGGAAUCAGAGCUAUUCCAAAGGGAAAUUCCCACCAGGCCCUACUCCUCUCCCUAUUCUUGGAAAUAUUCUACAGUUAGAUAUUAAGAACCUCAACAAAUCGUUAAACAAGCUAGCAAAAGAUUAUGGUCCUGUGUAUACUCUGCAUUUUGGUAUGACGCCCACUGUGGUAUUAUAUGGCUAUGAAGCAGUCAAGGAAGCCUUGUUUGAUCGAGCAGAGGAGUUUUCAGGCAGAGGAAGUUUCCCAGUGAGUGACAAGAUCACCCAGCAUUUAGGGAUUGUUUUCAGCAAUGGAGAAACAUGGAAGCAAACCCGGCGCUUCUCCCUAAUGGUUCUGCGGAAUAUGGGGAUGGGAAAAAAGACUAUUGAAGACCGAGUUCAAGAGGAGGCCUUGUGUCUGGUGGAAGCAUUAAAGAAAACCAAUGAAUCUCCCUGUGACCCGACUUUUCUCCUGGGCUGUGUCCCCUGCAAUGUAAUUAGCUCCAUCAUUUUCCAAAAUCGAUUUGACUACAGUGAUGACAAAUUAAAAACCUUGAUGAUGCAUUUUCAUGAAAACCUUGAAAUUGUAAGCACCCCCUGGAUACAGCUCUACAAUACUUUUCCUUCCCUGAUACAUUAUCUUCCAGGAUGUCAUAACAAAUUAUUUAAGAAUGUCAUGGACCAAAAAAAGUUUAUUUUAGAGAGAAUAAAAGAACACCAAAAAUCCUUGGAUCUCAGUAAUCCUCGGGACUUUAUUGACUACUUUCUGAUUAAAAUGGAACAGGAGAAACACAAUAAACAGUCCCAAUUCACCAUGGACAACCUAGUCAUUACAGUAUGGGAUGUGUUUAGUGCGGGAACUGAAACAACGAGCACCACCAUCCGAUACGGACUCUUGCUCUUGCUGAAGCAUCCUGAGAUUGCAGAUAAAGUCCACGAAGAGAUUGACCGUGUGGUUGGUAGAAACCGGAGCCCCUGCAUGAAGGACAGGAGCAGCAUGCCCUACACGGAUGCUGUGGUGCACGAGAUCCAGAGAUACAUUGAUCUUGUCCCCAUGGGUCUGCCCCAUGCGGUGACCCAGGACAUUCAAUUCAGACAAUAUUUUCUUCCCAAGGGCACAAACAUACUGUCGUCUCUAACUUCUGUCUUGCAUGAUGACAAAGAAUUUCCAAAUCCAAAGCAGUUUGACCCCGGCCACUUCCUUGAUGAAAGUGGAAACUUUAAGAAGAGUGACUACUUUAUUCCUUUUUCAUCAGGAAAAAGAGUUUGUGCUGGAGAGGGCCUGGCCCGCAUGGAACUGUUUUUAAUCCUGACCACCAUUCUACAAAAUUUUGCCUUGAAACCUCUGGUUGAUCCAAAGGAUAUUGACACAGCCCCAGUUUACAAUGGCCUGGGCUCUGUACCACCUUCCUACCAGCUGCGCUUCAUUCCAGUCUGA
This is a messenger RNA of Chrysochloris asiatica (Cape golden mole), 1473 nucleotides long. Its product is annotated as cytochrome P450 2C21-like. NCBI's taxonomy places the organism in Eukaryota, Metazoa, Chordata, Mammalia, Afrosoricida, Chrysochloridae. Gene Ontology annotation, biological process: xenobiotic metabolic process. Gene Ontology annotation, cellular component: intracellular membrane-bounded organelle; cytoplasm. Gene Ontology annotation, molecular function: iron ion binding; heme binding; oxidoreductase activity, acting on paired donors, with incorporation or reduction of molecular oxygen, reduced flavin or flavoprotein as one donor, and incorporation of one atom of oxygen. Bases 1 to 1473 code for a protein of 490 amino acids. The record is from RefSeq and is a predicted model, not a curated record. The transcript is spliced from 9 exons.